AUGCUAGUAUCAAGAACUUUUUCAAGAAGCGUCGCUUCGAGACUCGUGCUACGCAGCUAUUCGCAGUUGCCUCUCAGAGUGCCCAUCACACUGCCCUCGGGGGUGACUUACGACCAGCCAACCGGGCUGUUCAUCAACGGCGAGUUCGUUCCCUCGCGCCAGCACAAGACCUUUGAGGUCCUCAACCCUUCCACGGAGCAGGAGAUUGCACACGUGUACGAGGCGCGUGAGGACGACGUGGACGUCGCAGUCGCUGCUGCCAAGGCGGCUUUCGAGAACAAGUGGGGCACUGCGGACCCAGAGUUCCGCUCUAGAUGUCUUUACAAGCUGGCUGACCUUGUCGACAAGCACGCGGAGGUGCUAGCCGGCAUCGAGUCGCUCGACAAUGGUAAGUCGUUGCUCUGCUCGCGUGGUGACGUGGACUUGGUGGCCAAGUACCUCAGAUCCUGCGCCGGCUGGGCCGACAAAAUCUUCGGCCGUACCAUCGACACUGGUUCUACACACUUUUCGUACACGCGCCGCGAGCCUCUCGGUGUGUGCGCACAGAUUAUCCCAUGGAACUUCCCUCUGCUCAUGUGGUCCUGGAAACUAGGCCCAGCGCUGGCCACCGGUAACACCGUUGUCCUGAAGCCCGCUGAGGCCACUCCUCUCUCUGCCCUUUACGCUUGUCAAUUGGUCCAGGAAGCUGGUAUCCCAGCCGGUGUUGUGAACAUUCUACCUGGUUUCGGAAAACUGCUCGGAGACAGGCUAUGCACACACAAGGACGUCAAGAAAAUCGCAUUCACAGGUUCUACUGCUACCGGCCGCCACAUCAUGCGCAGCGCAGCCAACACUAUCAAGAAGGUUACUUUGGAGUUGGGAGGCAAGUCCCCUAACAUUGUUUUCGGAGACGCCGACCUUGACAAGGCCGUGCGCACCAUCGCCUUUGGUAUCUUCUACAACUCCGGUGAAGUUUGCUGCGCCGGUUCCCGUGUUUAUGUCCAGGACACCGUUUACGAGGAGGUUUUGGAGAAGUUCAAGAACUACGCCGAGUCCCUGAAGGUCGGCGACCCAUUCCAGGAGGGCGUCUUCCAGGGUGCCCAGACCUCGCAAAUGCAAAUUGACAAGAUUCUCGACUACGUGCAGAUCGGUACUGGCGAAGGUGCUCGUGUAGUUGCUGGCGGCGAGCGUCUCGGCGACAAGGGCUACUUCAUCAAGCCUACUAUUUUUGCCGAUGUCACGGAAGACAUGCGCAUUGUCAAGGAGGAGAUCUUUGGCCCUGUCGUCACUGUCUCGAAGUUCUCUACCGUGGACGAGGUCAUCGAAAUGGCCAACGACAGCGAGUACGGCUUGGCUGCAGGCAUCCACACCAAGGACAUCAACAAGGCCAUGGACGUCUCUAACCGUGUCAAGGCCGGUACUGUCUGGAUCAACACCUACAACAGUUUCCACCAGAGCGUGCCAUUCGGCGGAUUUGGCCAGAGUGGUAUCGGUCGUGAGAUGGGUGCUGAGGCCUUGGACAACUACACCCAGGUCAAGGCUGUCAGAAUGGCCAUCGACCCAGCUGAGCGCUAA
Messenger RNA from Lachancea thermotolerans CBS 6340, 1554 nucleotides. RefSeq names its product aldehyde dehydrogenase (NAD(P)(+)) ALD5 (gene ALD5). Gene Ontology annotation, molecular function: aldehyde dehydrogenase (NAD+) activity. The coding region runs from base 1 to 1554 and encodes 517 amino acids. Lineage: Eukaryota; Fungi; Ascomycota; Saccharomycetes; Saccharomycetales; Saccharomycetaceae. The transcript has a single exon. The record is from RefSeq and is a predicted model, not a curated record.